AUGGACGACUUUCCUAUCGAGAUCAUCGACUGCAUUAGCUCUUUUCUCGACCAGAAUACUCUUAAGCGCACGCUGUUUGUGUCUCGCGCGUUCCAGGCCAGUGCUGAGUACCAUUCCGGUGCAUUUCGAAACUUCAUCAUCAAAUCGCCUUUUCAGCAAUCUUCCAGAUUUCGCCAACGUCUCAAGGGAGACGACGAGAAAGAUGUCUUCACCAAGUUCUUGGAUACUUAUAACGGUCACCGUUUCCGAUAUUUACGCUACGUCGAGGUCCAUACCGCUUUCCCCACGCUGAAAUAUCUUGAGGAAGACCCCGAUGAUUUUCCAUGCCGCGAAAGCCCUGAAGAACUGAUGGAGAAAGACGAGAUCUUUACGAAACAGAUCGAUCGAGUGUUCCAAACGCUCAAGUUCGUAGAUUCCCGUCAAAGUAAAGGCCAGAUUGAACUGUGUAUCGUUACUCCCGUGCAGUGGGUGGAUGCAGAUUUCUGUCACCAUCGUGUAAGCUCCGCCUGGCGAGUCCAUCUUCUGAGUCCUUCGCGCCUACCUCAACUUGAUUGCGUACGCAGCUUGACUAUUUGCAAUCCCCAAGAUAGCGAAUAUAUCAACAGCGGAAAAUUCGACGAAGAGGACUUUCGUUACGACUCAAGACUCGACUGGCGCGUGCUGUUGGAUGUGGCGAGCCGAUGCCCAAAUUUGGAAUAUCUGGGUUGCCAAACUGGUUCACGCGAGGAGACGGUAUCGCCCGAAAACAGGGAGAAGUGGCAUUUUGAGCGAGACUACGACGCAUGUAUCGCUGCUACACGAAAGGACUUCGCAGCAGCGGCACAAGAGCUUACUCUACCGGCGUCACUAAAGAAUGUGCAACUCGACUUCCUCAACCCCCUGUGGAAGCACAUAGCUGAACAACGCGGCGCUGGUCCAGAAUUUAUAGAUCCACUUCAGUACGACCCGUUCAGUACCAGCCUAAGGACACUGGCAACGAAUCUGCGACGUGUUGACCUACGUGUUAUGGCCGAUCAGACGCUCUUCUGUGGUCAGUCCUCAAUCACGUACUGGCCCAACCUCGAGUUCUUGAAUACCACCUUUCACCUACGGACACCCUCAGGCUCUUGGUACUUCCGCGGGCCGGAUGGUCAAGGCGAAAGUGACAUAGGAUACGCGAUCACAGACACUAUGCGGCCUCCUUUCAGCGAUGACAAUGACGAGGAUAUACGCUGGCAUGAUGAGCGCCGCCAAGAAUUUGCGCCUAGCGACAGCUAUGUCCCGAUGACUACUUUUCGAGCUGUGCCGAAUGAUCAUGUGAUAACGCCGUUUUUAUCUGCGUUUGCCAAAGCUGCAUCGGAAAUGCAUGCAUUGCGUGCUGCAGUGCUAUGGGCACCAAUCAACCAUAGAGCAUGGGGACUCGCAUAUACGAUACCCAACGAAAUUCGACCCUUAGAUGUAUCCUCUGGCAUCCCCCAUUCAAGUUUCCGGCAAAUCUGGUGGAGUGUAGGGGGAUGGCGGCCCAAGCCUUCACUACAUCGACUUCUGCAAGGGAUAGGCGCGACUAUGCACGGGGAAGAACUUCAUGAAUAUUGGGGCUCGGAGGAAUCGGAUGAGGGCAUGCUAUUGGGGAGGGUAUUCGAGCAGUCCUUUGCUGCCUUUCCACGACGGGAUGGCCCAGGUCCAAGAGAUCAUCUGGUGAAGGACUGGUAUUCGAGAACAAUGUCUUAG
Molecule: messenger RNA, 1710 nt
Organism: Didymosphaeria variabile
Lineage: Eukaryota; Fungi; Ascomycota; Dothideomycetes; Pleosporales; Didymosphaeriaceae
Exons: 1
Coding region: 1-1710 (569 amino acids)
Source: RefSeq, a predicted model, not a curated record